Molecule: messenger RNA, 3057 nt
Organism: Carassius auratus (goldfish)
Lineage: Eukaryota; Metazoa; Chordata; Actinopteri; Cypriniformes; Cyprinidae
Gene: glra1
Product: glycine receptor, alpha 1
Exons: 10
Coding region: 812-2185 (457 amino acids)
Biological process (GO): monoatomic ion transmembrane transport; chloride transport
Cellular component (GO): postsynaptic membrane; plasma membrane
Molecular function (GO): glycine binding; transmembrane signaling receptor activity; extracellularly glycine-gated chloride channel activity
Source: RefSeq, a predicted model, not a curated record
CAGCAUGUGGGCGUGUGUUCAGAGUGUGUGAGCUGCUUCUGGAGUUUAGUAAAUGACUGCAGCAAGAAAUACUGUGCAGCUGAGGAGCUCACUAGCGAUGGUACAGGCUCUGUGUGCCGAAAUAUCAACGUUUGGGCUUUUCUGACGAGGAUUCGAGAAAAACGUUGAAACCCAAAAUGAGCAUCGUCUCCUAACUGGACCAGACAAUGGAAGUCGCUUUCUGCAGCACUAACAAUUCACCCCUGGGAGACAAGUACGUACUAAAUCAGACUACCUCGGCCAGAGGUAGCUAAACUAACGCGUGGUUCAGAAGCAGCACAUUUCUUUAGUGGGGAUGCGUGUAAAAAGGAGCGCGGAGGAAAAGAGCAGACGCGUAUGUGUAGAUGCUACUGAAUGACUUUGGAGACAUUCCGGCGCUUGGAGGAGAUAUAGUGCAUAGUUUCGGUUGUUCUGAAUGUUUGCGAUGGAGCGUCUUUGAAUUUUCUUGCAUUUAAUGCUUCUAUGGAUCGUCCGGAAUGAACGUCUGAAUUUAGUUUUUUUUUUUUUCUUUUUUUUUUUCCUCUCAGCGCUGUUUCUUCCACCUGCAAUUCCGCAACCCGCGUGAAACAGGAGCUCCGCUUCACCUGACGUUACACAGCCUCGCAUCGGGAAGAUGACCAGCUCGUCUGCAUCCUCCUGAGAUUUCUUUGGCCUUUCUGGGAAUCCGAAACAAGCAAAGGACGACUUGUUCACGUCAGAAGUGAGAGAAGAAGGAAUUGUAGCGUGCACUGAGCUGUAGCGAACUACAUCCACACAUCUCCAACCUGACACAAUGUUCGCACUCGGGAUAUAUUUGUGGGAAACUAUUGUAUUUUUCAGCUUGGCAGCGUCCCAACAAGCAGCAGCUCGGAAAGCUGCCACCCCAAUGCCUCCGUCAGAAUUCCUGGACAAGCUUAUGGGAAAAGUGUCCGGUUAUGAUGCAAGAAUCAGACCUAAUUUCAAAGACCCGCAAGGCCCCAAAUCGGAUGGUACUCACAAGAAAGGUCCACCUGUGAACGUAACAUGCAACAUUUUUAUUAACAGUUUUGGAUCCAUUGCUGAAACAACAAUGGAUUACAGAGUGAACAUUUUCCUGAGACAGCAGUGGAACGACCCUCGGCUGGCCUACAGCGAGUAUCCCGAUGACUCCCUUGACCUUGAUCCCUCCAUGUUGGACUCCAUUUGGAAACCCGAUCUGUUCUUUGCCAAUGAAAAGGGAGCCAAUUUUCACGAGGUUACUACUGACAACAAGCUUCUGAGGAUCUCCAAAAACGGGAAUGUUUUGUACAGUAUAAGAAUAACACUGAUUCUGGCCUGCCCCAUGGACCUGAAGAAUUUCCCUAUGGAUGUGCAGACCUGUAUAAUGCAGCUGGAGAGCUUUGGCUACACGAUGAACGAUCUUAUAUUCGAGUGGGACGAGAAGGGAGCCGUGCAGGUAGCAGACGGACUGACUUUACCUCAGUUUAUAUUGAAGGAAGAGAAGGAUCUGCGCUAUUGCACCAAACACUAUAACACAGGGAAGUUCACCUGCAUAGAGGCUCGUUUCCACCUGGAGAGACAGAUGGGCUAUUAUCUGAUCCAGAUGUACAUUCCCAGUCUUCUGAUCGUCAUUUUGUCUUGGGUUUCCUUCUGGAUCAACAUGGACGCUGCUCCUGCCCGUGUUGGCUUGGGCAUCACUACUGUGCUGACCAUGACCACCCAGAGUUCAGGAUCUAGAGCUUCUCUUCCCAAGGUCUCGUAUGUGAAAGCCAUUGACAUUUGGAUGGCAGUGUGCCUUCUCUUUGUCUUCUCUGCACUGCUGGAGUAUGCGGCCGUCAACUUCAUUGCACGCCAACACAAGGAGCUGCUGCGCUUCCAUAGGAGGAGAAGGCAUCUUAAGGAGGACGAGGCGGGAGACGGCCGGUUCAGCUUCGCCGGCUACGGCAUGGGUCCGGCGUGCCUCCAGGCCAAAGACGGCAUGGCCAUCAAGGGCAACAACAACAAUGCGCCCACCUCCACCAACCCCCCUGAGAAGACCGUGGAGGAGAUGCGUAAGCUCUUCAUCAGCCGCGCCAAACGGAUCGACACGGUGUCGCGUGUGGCCUUUCCACUGGUCUUCCUCAUUUUUAACAUUUUCUACUGGAUCAUUUACAAGAUCAUACGCAGCGAGGAUGUUCACAAGCAGUAAAGAGAUGCGAACCCAUCCGCCUCCGCGUCCCACCGUGCCCGCCUUCCUCUCACUGCAGCGCUCUCACUCGAGUCCCCAGCAGAGGUAUUUAUUCCUUUUUUCGUCUCUUUCUCUCCUGUCCUCCUGAAUAAUCCGGACCUGUGCAAUAGCAAUGCAGUAAAAUGCAUGAUAAAUGAAUGUGGCAAUAUAUUUACUAAAAAAAAUGAAAAUGACUAAAGGUAAAUAUUCAACUUAAGAACUUCUGAACGGAUGACUGGCAAUCCAAGAGGAAAACUUGUAAAACUUUUUUUUGCAACUUGAAGACGUACUGUAUUGGGAGAAUACUGAAAAACAUUACUGCUGUAAUAUAUCGUAUAUUUAAAUGAUAAUACUUCAGUCACUGAAAAGGAACCAUUUUUGGUCUUCUCGAGGCAGUUUGGGGCUUCCAUGAAUACACAGUGAAAAUGUUGUCCUGGGGUCUGACGAUGUUUCAUUCUGAUAUCGAUUAUUAAUGGGUCUUGAUGAUUGCCAGUGAAAAAUAUAUAUUUAUUCAAGUUACGAUAAAUGUGUUCCUCUAUCUGUGCUCAUUUUUUCAGUUUGGUUUUGUUUGAAACGUCAGAUUAUGUUCUGCUCAUGUGCCAACAUCAUCCUUUAGGUUGACCAAAAAAAUUACUCCAUUUAAUCAUUCAUGUUUACACCUUUUGGAUAUGUAAGCUGAAUAAACAAAUUAAAUAUUAGUAUAUGUAAAAUAAAACAUACUUUUAACUCUCGCCAUUCCUUGGUUUUGGCAUUUUCACCAUUUCAGAAUAUGUCCGAAACGUGCAGAAGGAAAAGCUAAGGGAUCUUUCAUAACUCAUAUUUCAUACAGUGUUAUUUUUCUAAACGUGGUUUAG